Molecule: messenger RNA, 1149 nt
Organism: Colletotrichum karsti
Lineage: Eukaryota; Fungi; Ascomycota; Sordariomycetes; Glomerellales; Glomerellaceae
Exons: 1
Coding region: 1-1149 (382 amino acids)
Source: RefSeq, a predicted model, not a curated record
AUGGCGGCCACCGCGACAAGCACGUCGGCGACGUCGGCGACAUCGACAAACACCUACAGCAGCGUCAUCAUCUCCAGCUUUCCCUUUAGACCGCUAACGACACAAUUUGUCCGGCCAACCUACUGCGAUGCUAUCUACAAUGGUAAUAUCUACAUGAUCGACCCGCAGGAGAACUGUCUACCCGAGAGCCAUUCGAAGCAGGAGACGGCUUAUUAUUCUCCGGGUUACGUCUGCCCGGAAGGGUACAUGACGGCCAGAGUCGAUAACAAGGGCGUUCACAGCAUUACGACGGUCACUUGCUGUCCAACCCGCAGCGACAUUAUCCUCUCGGCCCUCGACCCAGCCACUCUUUCCGGCCAAUGGGUCGAUCUGUUCUGCACUUGGAUCGCUCCAGAAGCCACGCGCAUCGACAUCGUCCACACUGCUGGUACGAGCACAUGGACGCAGCAGGAAUAUGUGACUUCCCCCGGAGGCGUCAACGCGUACGGCGUUCGUAUGGUUUAUCAGUCAACCGAUCUCGCUGCGACAGCGACAGCGACGGUCUCGGCGACGAGCACGGGGAACGUCACCGUGCCUCAAGAAACCAACGCGCCGGCAUUGUCUACGGGAGCAUCCAUCGCCAUCGCUGCUGUUGUGCCAGUAGUUGUUCUCGCGCUGAUUGGCGGGGCUCUCUUUUGGUGGUGGAGGAAACGACAGGCUUCGAAAUACAAUCGCGUAAACGAAGCCGGAAACCCCAGCGCGUCCGGUAUGCCUCCCGGAAACCAUCAACAAGGCCCAGUUCAUGAGGCACCCUCGAUGCAGCAGUAUCAGCAAGGUUACCAACAGCAUCAGCAUCAGCCGAUGCAGACAAUGCCCUCCACGCAAUCUUUCCCAUCCACGUAUCAGUCCUCGACAGUCGCGCCUUCCAGUCAACAGCAUUCACCCAGCGCUCCCUAUACUCAGCAGUACGGGCACAACGGAGCAUACACAAGUUUUGCCGGGUACAAGCCGCCCGGGGUAGCGGAGGAAACUCCGGCGAGCGCACAGGCGUUCACGUCGGAGUUGCCGGCCCCCGUGCCGACGGAAUUGGCUGAAGACCGACCAACUCACACGGCUUCGGGACAGCAUAUUGACGAACAAAAGAUGAUGGGCGUCGGCCCUCUCAAAUGA